Molecule: messenger RNA, 891 nt
Organism: Rotaria sp. Silwood1
Lineage: Eukaryota; Metazoa; Rotifera; Eurotatoria; Philodinida; Philodinidae
Source: the annotation of a GenBank genome assembly
AUGUCGACAUCGUCUGAUAUUGAUGAUGAUCUUAUAAGUUUACGUCAAAGAUUAUCUUUAUUACCGAGUGUUUCAUCAACAGCAUCAUCUUCAUUUCAUGAAGAUGAACAAUAUCGAGCAAAAGAUAUUAAUACACGUUCAUUAGCGGAUUUUAUGAAUGUUGAACAAACAAUUUUUCAACCAACAACUGGAACUGAUAUGAUUAAAAGUCUUAUUAUGUCAAAUGAUAAUCCAAUGGAAAAAUCUUCAUUAUUUCGUUCAUUAAUUGAACAUACAGAACCAAAAAUUAAUGCUCAAGAAUUAACAGAACAUUUUUCUUUAAAAAAACAUGAUGAAAAAACUUCUAAAAAUAAUCAAAUUGAUGAACAUCUUUUACGUCCAUUUAGUGAAUGUGUUGAACAAUAUUAUCGAAUACUUUAUCGUGUAUGUGAAUGUACAGAAGAAUUAAAACAAGAAUUACGACAUGUUAAAAGUGAACGUGAUCAAAUGAGUGAAGAUUUAAUUAAUGCUGAAAAUGCAUAUGCUGAUGUUAAAAAACGAAAUGAAAAACUUAAAUUAAUUAUCAAUGAACAUAAAACGAAUACAGAAACAUUAAAACGUUUUUCAGAAGAAUCUGUUCGUUAUACAGAAGAACAAAAACAAAAAUAUGCAGUACUUAAACAACAUGCACAAGAAAAAUUAAAUGAAGCUAAUAGUGAAAUCGAACGAUUAAGACGAACACAUACAACAGAAAUCGAAGGAGUACAAACACAAUUACGUUAUACACAAUUACGUGUACAAUCACUUGAACAAGAAUUAAAAUCUGUUAAACAAGAAUUAGAACAAAAGAAAAAAGAAAAUAUUGAAUUGACAAAUAUUUGUGAUGAACUCUUAGCAACUAAUAAAAGAUAG